Molecule: messenger RNA, 279 nt
Organism: Letharia columbiana
Lineage: Eukaryota; Fungi; Ascomycota; Lecanoromycetes; Lecanorales; Parmeliaceae
Exons: 1
Coding region: 1-279 (92 amino acids)
Source: RefSeq, a predicted model, not a curated record
AUGGAGAACACUGCGGAGAAACCAAGCGGCAACAAGGCCCCCAGCACCAAGAACACGGCUCAGCUCUCCAAGAUCCCACGUCAUAUGCUCUCCACGGUUCCACAUCAAAUCAUCACUCAGCAAGCGGAGAACACCACUACAACUUGGCCUGUCAUCCCCACUGCAUUAAUAUGGUACAUCACUGCAAUAACGUCACAAGAGGAGGAUCUACUGCGACGAUCACAGCCAAUUGGGCCUCUGCAGGAGGAACAUCGAACGAUGCAUAUUUGGACGAAUUGA